Molecule: messenger RNA, 460 nt
Organism: Centruroides sculpturatus (bark scorpion)
Lineage: Eukaryota; Metazoa; Arthropoda; Arachnida; Scorpiones; Buthidae
Exons: 4
Coding region: 58-375 (105 amino acids)
Biological process (GO): lipid catabolic process; digestion
Cellular component (GO): extracellular region
Molecular function (GO): enzyme activator activity
Source: RefSeq, a predicted model, not a curated record
GAGUAAGCAAAGACAAAGAAGCAUCAUCGGAAGUUUGAAUAUAAUACGAGUGACAAAAUGAUGUACUUUCUGUUAGCUUUUUUUAUUUUAUUUAGUUUGGGGGAAGGAAAGUUUUGCGAGACAGAUGUCGAUUGCGAGAAGGGCGAAUGUUGUGUUCUCCUCUCCGGUACUAUCAUACAUAGAGGAUAUUGUCACAAAUUGACAGAAGAAGGCGAACGUUGUUCCAUGCGCGAUGAAAUUACACAUGAGGAUCAUAUUCAUCACUUUUUUAAGUGUCCCUGUGCUGAUGGAUUGGAAUGUAAAGCAGAAGAGUCUCAAUCGGAGGAAUCCACAAUAUUUCGUAAGCCCAAAUGUGCCAAAAAAAGUACCCAGUAGGAAUAGGUCUUUAUUUAAAAUUGUAGCUUCAUCGAUUUUAAAAUUAAUUCCUCUUUCUUUAUAAUAUAGAAUAAAAUGUAUUCAA